AUGAAUAACUCAUUCAUCAUUUUGAUAGCUAUAAUUUUGACACUAUUUUUAGAUAAAUUUCACAAGCCAAUUAAAGCUUUUUCAAACCCUAGUUAUGUUUAUACAGAUGGAACUCAUUUUGCAUUAGAAGGAAAGCCAUUUUAUUUAAAUGGUUUUAAUUCUUAUUGGCUAAUGUAUAUGGCUUCUGAUCCAUCAACAAGAAAUAAGGUUACAACAACAUUUCAACAAGCUUCUAAAUAUGGUAUGAAUGUUGCUAGAACUUGGGCUUUUACUGAUGGCGGUUCUAGACCCUUACAGUCUUCGCCUGGUGUUUACAACGAGCAAAUGUUUGAGGGAUUGGAUUUUGUGAUAUCAGAAGCCCAAAAAUAUGGAAUUCACUUGAUUCUUGGAUUAGUUAACAACUACACCCUUGCACGCACACUCACUAUAUCUAUAUACGUUGUGCUUACAAGAGUGAACACAAUAACCAAAGUGGCAUAUAAAGAUGAUCCAACAAUUCUUGCAUGGGAACUAAUGAAUGAGGCUCGUUGCCCAUCUGACCUCUCUGGAAAAACUAUUCAGAACUGGAUCACAGAAAUGGCAGCAUAUCUUAAAUCAAUAGAUAAAAAUCAUCUCUUAGAGAUUGGUCUUGAAGGAUUUUAUGGGGAUAACAAGAAGCAGUACAACCCUAAUAAUCUGGAACCUGGGACUAAUUUCAUCUCCAACAAUCAAAUUUGGGAAAUUGAUUUUACCACAAUCCAUAUCUAUCCUGAUCAAUGGCUACAACCAGGUACAAGCCCAGAGGACCAAGAUAAAUGGGCUUCACAAUGGAUCCAAGCCCAUAUAGAUGAUUCCAAAUUAUUAAAAAAGCCUCUACUUAUUGCAGAAUUUGGCAAAUCUUCAAGUACCCCAGGGUAUAAUGUUACAAUGAGAGACAAUUAUUUUGGGAAAAUAUAUGGAACAAUUUUUAAUUGUGCCAAAUAUGGAGGCCCAUGUGGUGGUGGGCUUUUUUGGCAACUUUUGGCCCAAGAUAUGGAUAAUUUUGGUGAUAGUUAUGCUGUGGUCUUGCAACUCAGCCCAUCAACUGAUAGAGUUAUAGCUUUACAAUCUCUAAGGCUCUCUAAACUAUUAGAAUAUAAAAAUAGAUUUUAA
Molecule: messenger RNA, 1131 nt
Organism: Nicotiana tabacum (common tobacco)
Lineage: Eukaryota; Viridiplantae; Streptophyta; Magnoliopsida; Solanales; Solanaceae
Product: mannan endo-1,4-beta-mannosidase 4-like
Biological process (GO): polysaccharide catabolic process
Molecular function (GO): mannan endo-1,4-beta-mannosidase activity
Source: RefSeq, a predicted model, not a curated record